Messenger RNA from Arabidopsis arenosa, 1464 nucleotides. The record is from the annotation of a GenBank genome assembly. NCBI's taxonomy places the organism in Eukaryota, Viridiplantae, Streptophyta, Magnoliopsida, Brassicales, Brassicaceae.
CAUACGGUUUUAAAAAGCGAAGCAACUCUUCAUACUCAUGGCGAAGCACGCAACAAGCCGAACCCUCAAUCCCAGUGGGGACUACUCCGUUGGGGGUUACUUCGCAAGGACGCCGCAUGUGCAGUUCCUCAGUCUUCCUUCUCCUCCAUAUGAAGAUUUAUCCCAUACGGUGCUAGCGAAGCAAGUCUUCCGAGUUCAUACUGCAUCUCGAACGAAGAUUUAUCUGCUGUUGCCUGAUCUACGACCCCCUCAAUCUGUCGAAGCAAAUGCUGCACAGAGGGAGAAGUUGCCUGACCGGGCUAUUCCCUUGUUAUCUGUUAUCCAACUGGGUGUGCUAAGGAAUAAAAUGCCCUUGACGGAAAGGGCUAACCAGCUAGCUUCAAUCGACUCACUCUCCUCAAAGAGGCUUAGCCAUACUCUCCCCUUCUUCCUGACUGACUUCUUGAAAAGGAUGGAGCAUUGUGCAAACGGAAGUCUGGGACCCACUCAGCUAAAGAUCAGCCCGAGUUGGAUCCGCCCAGUUGGAAAAGAAAAGGCUGAGCUAUGGAAUAGGCCAGGCCCGCGAACUCUAGAUAAGAUGCAGAGAUACCAGGUUGAAGAAUCUUUACUUGAAAGAAUGCCUUGGCACACUUAUCGAAGCGAUGGGAACCUUCUAGGGCAGGAGCACAUAUUAGUUAUACGCCGUCUUUUCCUUGCUGCUGUCUGUUGUCCUUGUCUUAUCUUUGUGCUGUGUUGCAAAGAAGAAGUCAUCACAUGUCUCUGUAACACACUCAGUUUCUGGUCCAAAGACCCUUGUUGGCAAGACUCCUCCGAUCCAAUAGCCAACGGUCCGAUCGAUUUGACUUUCUUUUUUGAUCGAGAGCUUAUCAAGCAAAGGUAUGUUGAUGAUCCAGACUCUGAUGAACCAAUCAUCGUCAACAGUAAGAUGGAGCCCACUGUCUUUACUAUUACUCCAUUUGUGCACGAGAUGCUGACUAACACUACAGCGUGUACUCCGCAGAUGGCAGCUCCCUACAUUCUCUGUGGUUACAACAGAGGAAGCGUGGUCGCCAACCUUUCAGCAAGUUUGGAACCUGGUCUUAUCUUUGGGAUAGAAGGAGCCUCGCAUCUAUCAGCUAGGAGGCUGUAUGUGCCAGAUCAAGCCGCUGAGGCAUUUCGUGGUGGUAAUAAGAUUAAGGUUGCUAAGAGGGGUAGUGCUCAGGCUGAGGCAGAGUCUCCUAAGUCUCGUAAGGUAAACUGGUUCUAUUGGGUGAAGCACACUACCAUGUAGAAGGAAGUGAACGGCUACUCUCCUAAGUCUGUGCUUGGAGGUGCUGCUCCACUAUAUAAUCUGUAUUGGUUGUUAGCUCUUGUUAGUGCUAUUGAAAAAAGCUCCUGAGAUAUAUAGUUAACAGCACAGGCUGUGGUUGUCGAGUCUGCUUCUCUAAUUCUUUUAUUUGUCUGGAAUAAACAAAUAAAGUAAGU